This is a messenger RNA of Geodia barretti, 375 nucleotides long. The record is from the annotation of a GenBank genome assembly. Lineage: Eukaryota; Metazoa; Porifera; Demospongiae; Tetractinellida; Geodiidae.
AUGGACGGCAAAGUGUAUGCCCUGGACCAGAACGGUCAGUUGCUGUGGGAGCAUGACAUGGGUUCUCCGGUAGUUGCGAGUCCGGUUUUACUGGAGCGCGGUUUGGUGGUGGCGUCGGUGGACGGCAAACUGUCGGUACUGCGAGCGUCCGGGACCGAUCACGGCCCAUCGCGGGAGAUAGCAUCGCUAACGGUGGGUGACGCAGAGAUUAAAGCGCCGUUGGCAGUGGUGAAAAACGCGGUUGGGCUGCCGUCGACGCCGACGGAUUCGGUGUAUAUCGGCUCAGACGAUGGCACCGUCCGUCGGGUUCAGGUGGUGUCCGGCAUCAAUAUACUGUGGUGCUUCGACACUACCGAACAGGCCCGAUGCAACUAG